AAUCUGGGAAAUGACUUUUUUGGAUGUUUUGAGUCACAGCUUUGUCCCAACACCCACUCACUGUUGUGAGUGAAAUGUUUGCAUAUGAGCCCUUUAUCAAACACUGACCUGAGGACCUUGUUCAGAUAAAUAUCCCACAGCGUCGAGCAGCUCAUCAUUCUCCACAGAAGGCGAGACCACAACUGGUAGCCAAAACAACAUGGUACCGUCACUUCUCGCAACGGCAGGAGGACUUCUGUUACUUUUCUCCUUCUCAUCAGCACAAAUACGAGGAGACAACAUCGCAGGAAAAUGUAACAUGAAUGACGGCUUUGGACUGUACUGUCCAACGACAUGCGGAGUGGCUGAUUACAUGCUGAGGUAUAUGCCAGGGGUGGACAAGGAUUUGGAGGAUUUGCAAGAGCAACUUGACAUAAUUGCUAAUUUGACCAAGGAGGCCGAUGAAACAGCUGUCUACAUGAAAGAUUCAGCUGUUUCGGCUCAAAAAAGUUCCCAGCCAGACUCACACUACAAAAAGUCAUCAAGUAUGCUGGAUGAUGUUGCUCGAUUUGAAAAGACCAUCGUCACACAGGAACAGCAAAUUAUCGAUCUUCAGAACGUAAUUACAUCCAACGAGAGGAGAAUGUCGGACUUGAAACAACUCUCCGUCCAGCUGCAGCAGAAGUGCAGUGAACCCUGCAAAGACUCAGUUGAGAUCCAACCCCUUACAGGAACAGACUGCCAGGAUGUUGCAAACAAAGGUGCCACCACCAGUGGUCUUUAUUAUGUGAAGCCAACAAAAGCCACUGAGCAGUUCCUGGUCUAUUGUGAGAUUGACAGCUUUGGACGCGGCUUCACAGUCAUACAGAGGAGGCGCGAUGGGAGUGUGGACUUCCACAAGGACUGGAUCCAGUACAAGGAGGGCUUUGGCUAUCUCUCACCAGAUGACACCACAGAGUUCUGGCUCGGUAACGAGAAGAUACAUCUCCUGACGGCCACUUCAACCAUCCCACUUGUGCUGAGGAUAGAGCUUGUUGACUGGCAGGGUACAAAAAGGUAUGCUGACUACACCAUGUUCAGAGUUGCACCAGAGGUUGACAAGUACCGUCUAACAUACGGCUACUAUUUUGGUGGUGAUGCUGGAGAUGCCUUCGAUGGCUUUGACUUUGGUGAUGAUCCCAGUGAUAAGUUCUACACGUCCCACAAUGGCAUGCAGUUCAGUACCUUCGACAAGGACAAUGACAAGUAUGACGGCAACUGUGCUGCGCAGGACGGCUCCGGCUGGUGGAUGAACAGAUGUCACGCUGCACAUUUGAACGGCAAAUACUACCAGGGUGGUGCGUACACAGAAAAGGACGCAGGAGAAUUUGGCUAUGACAACGGUAUUAUUUGGGUGACAUGGCAUGACCGCUGGUACUCCUUGAAAGAAACCACCAUGAAGAUCAUUCCCCUCACCCGCAUCACAGCAGGCGGUGGACAGCAGACUGGGGUCAAACAGCUGGCUGGACUUUCUAAAAAGUAGACUGACAUGCCCAUGGUCAGUUUAGGCUGCAGUUAGGGUGUUAAGCACAACAGCACUGAAACCGCCUUCAAUGAAAUAACAUGCCUCCGUGGAAAAUGUCUGACUUAACCCUUGUCUCUUCCAUCGACCGUGAACUUGUUGUCCUAGGAAAAAAUUGAAAAUUCACUUUUAUUGGCAAUUUUUAAGAAAUUGUUGUUGCUUUUUUAAUGCAUUU
Etheostoma cragini (Arkansas darter) is the source of this 1715-nucleotide messenger RNA. It is a transcript of the gene fgg, whose product is annotated as fibrinogen gamma chain. The transcript has 9 exons. Gene Ontology annotation, biological process: platelet activation; protein polymerization; blood coagulation. Lineage: Eukaryota; Metazoa; Chordata; Actinopteri; Perciformes; Percidae. The coding region runs from base 200 to 1501 and encodes 433 amino acids. Gene Ontology annotation, molecular function: signaling receptor binding. Gene Ontology annotation, cellular component: fibrinogen complex. The record is from RefSeq and is a predicted model, not a curated record.